AAACAUGUGCGUUGUGAAACCGGGCUGUAGAAACUGUAUAUAAAGCUGAGCCACUUUUGGGGGUAGAAGUGGAGCAAAUACUGAGACUUCAGACACUUGGCUGAUUCUUGGAAGAAAACAUUGUUACAACUUUGUGAUCAUACAGAUUCAUACUCUUUAAGAAGCGUCAUCAUGGAGAUGUGUCGGUUCGGCCUGGUUUUGCUGUUGGUGUUGUGCGCUGCACUGCUUGCUGAAGCCCAGCCGGAUGGUGUGGCGCACCGCUACAGUAACUUCCUGAAUCAGCACGUUUACGCAGGCAUGACCAGCAACAGGUGUGACAGUGUGAUCGGAAGUAGGGGAAUUGAAACUGUGCUGCCUAAUGGAAAGCGCAGCUGCAAACAGAGGAACACCUUCAUAUUGGCCAAUUCUGACCAGGUCAGGGCCGUGUGUGGGAACGCCAUGAAGGAUUAUGAAAGUGGCCAGCCUUUCCGUGUGGUCACAUGCAAACUACACAGUGGAGAAAGACCGCCACAUUGUGAAUACAGAGGUCAUGAGGACAGGCGAUACAUUACAAUAUCAUGUGAACAGGGUUGGCCUGUGCAUUAUCCUGGAGACACGGUUGUUGUAGGCUGAAAUUUUCAAAAAGUCAUAUGUUUAGUGAUGCUCAUAAAAGUACUUUUCCAAUGAAUCUGCAGCUAAACUAAUGUUUAAUGAUCCUGAAAUACACUGAUUGAUCCACUUUUUUUUUUUUUUUUUUUACUUUAGUGAAUCUCUGAGGUGGUUGUGUUGAAGCCAGAAAGACAUUUUAAUCACUUGGCUGAUCUUUUAUUUCUCUGUAUUAAUUACAAUAUCCAUUUUCCAGAUGUUAAUCUACAUACAGUUUUUGUUCUGAUGUGUAAGACAUUGUGGUAAUGCAACUUUUAAAUUGGAUGGUCUCAGGGAAAAAAAAUUAUAACUAAGAUAUGAUUUAAAUGUAUCAUUUCUAUUUUUUGCUGAAUCAUAUGAACUCUACUUUUAAUUUUCUUUAUCAAAACAAUAAAGAAAUGCAGUUUUCUCUGA
Molecule: messenger RNA, 1038 nt
Organism: Pangasianodon hypophthalmus (striped catfish)
Lineage: Eukaryota; Metazoa; Chordata; Actinopteri; Siluriformes; Pangasiidae
Product: ribonuclease-like 3
Exons: 2
Coding region: 172-612 (146 amino acids)
Biological process (GO): defense response to Gram-positive bacterium; defense response to Gram-negative bacterium; angiogenesis
Molecular function (GO): RNA nuclease activity; nucleic acid binding
Source: RefSeq, a predicted model, not a curated record